Molecule: messenger RNA, 2143 nt
Organism: Silurus meridionalis
Lineage: Eukaryota; Metazoa; Chordata; Actinopteri; Siluriformes; Siluridae
Product: transmembrane protease serine 9-like
Exons: 14
Coding region: 132-1829 (565 amino acids)
Biological process (GO): proteolysis
Molecular function (GO): serine-type endopeptidase activity
Source: RefSeq, a predicted model, not a curated record
GAGGACGUUCCAGUGAUGUAGUAGGUCUGACAAACUGCACCGUGUGAAGUCUGGGUGGUUAUAACAGUGUGACAGCAGGAAACAAAAACACUCGCUGGAUCACAAUAAGAGACAGAGGGCUGAAUGCAAAUAUGCUUAAAGCUCAGUGUGUGACUGUGGCCCUGGUCUUAUGGCUAAAAGAUUCCUUUUCCCAACUCAGUGUAUGUGGUCGUGCACCACUUAACAUCCAUUCUGUGGAUGGACGGAGUGCUUCAGAGGGGGCGUGGCCAUGGCAGGUUAGUUUACAGAGGCCUGGUAUACGUGGUGGUCAUUUCUGUGGAGGAUCCCUCAUCAACAAAGAAUGGGUUCUGACCGCAGCCCGCUGUUUCUCCAGGACUAGACAUUCUAAAGUUACUGUAUAUUUGGGGAAACAGACUUUCAAUGGUUCCAAUCCAAAUCAGAUUACCAGACACAUUAAAGAACUGAUCGUUCACCCAAACUACAACUGCACAACCAAUAACAAUGACAUCGCACUUCUGCGACUGCACUCUUCCGUCACCUUCUCUGACUACAUCAGACCAGUGUGCCUGGCUGGACAAAACAGCAGUUUUCCUGAUGGCACCAUAAGCUGGAGCACAGGCUGGGGGAGCGUCAACACUGCAGUGCCUUCACCCAGUGUGCUGCAGGAGACGAUGGCGCCCAUUAUUAAUGCAGCUUUUUGUGAUUUUCUACUAAAACCCGAGCCCAUUACUACAAACAUGAUAUGUGCCGGGUAUCUACACGGGGACCCGGAAAUCUGUCAGGCAGAUUUUGGAGGUCCAAUGGUGACCAAGCUGGGUGCAGCCUGGAUUCAAACUGGUAUCACUAGCUGGGGUAAGGGCUGUACACAGCACAGCUCACCCAGUGUUUACACUCUGAUAUCCCAGUACCAGAUCUGGAUCUCCAACAUCAUCAAAAAAAACCUUCCUGGAUUUGUCAGUUCUACUGCCAAAGACCACAGUCUGCUUUUAAUCACUGCACACCUCAGCAAUGGAACUGCAAGUAUAUCAGAAAAUGAUUCUUAUGACAGUUCUCUUUCCCAGCUGGAUGUAUGUGGUCGUGCCCCUUUUAACACCCGUAUUGUGGGUGGGCAGAGUUCCUCAGAAGGAGGUUGGCCAUGGCAGGUUAGUCUCCAGAGCCCUGAUUAUAAUGGACAUUUCUGUGGAGGAACCCUGAUCAACAAAGACUUUAUUCUGACAGCAGCCCACUGUUUCUCCAGCACCAUCUCUUCUGCUGUGACGGUGUAUUUGGGGAAACAGACUCUAACCGGUUCUAAUCCCAAUCAAAUUACGAGAGGUGUAACUCAGGUGAUCGUUCACCCCAGCUACAACAGCGCCACCCAAAACAAUGACAUUGCUCUUUUACGCCUGAGCUCUUCUGUCAACUUCACGGACUACAUCAGACCAGUGUGUCUGGCAGGGCAAGGCAGCAGUUUUCCAGAUAAAACCAGCUGCUGGAUCACAGGCUGGGGAAGCAUUGCCUCUGGAGUGCAACUGCCAGCUCCUGGUGUUCUUCAGGAGGCGAUGGUUCCUACUGUCAAUACACAGAUUUGUGAUUUUCUCCUGGGAUUUGGCUCUAUUACCCCAAACAUGAUGUGUGCUGGUUACUACCAAGGAGGCAAAGAUACCUGCCAGGGGGAUUCUGGAGGUCCGCUGGUCAUUAAGCAGGGUGCUGUCUGGGUUCAGGCUGGUAUCACUAGCUGGGGUAGAGGCUGUGCUCUGUCCUAUUCACCUGCUGUGUAUACUCAGGUGUCUCAGUACCAGACCUGGUUAUCGAGUGUCAUCAGCCAAAACCUGCCAGGAUUUAUCUAGUAUUAACACAGUGGAAGGACUGAUGGACGUACCGAUGAACCAAGUGCAAUGAAACAAUUUUCCUUUAAUAAGCUGUUUAUUAUUUAAUAUGAAAUGUUAUUUGCUAUGCUUGUCUAUAUUUAUUUUUUACUGUGAUAAAUUUGAUAUACAUAGUAGUUAUAUUUGAAGCUGUUUUAUAUUUUGUAAUUAUAAGGAAGCGUGUGAUAAUGCUCUUGUACAGUACCACGUGUUUACAUCAAGAUUACAUAUUAUUCAUGUAAUCUAUUUAUCUUCUUAAAUUACACACCUGAUUAAAAGAUAAUUACCUGUAUGAA